AUGAUAAGACGAGGAAGGAACGUGGCUACAGCUAUAAGCCCCCUUUUCAGCACGAGUAGGAAGGUCCAAACGUCCGUGGGGAGGACCCCCGGGAAGAAGCACUCGCCGGACCAUUACGAUGGUUUGAGCUACCGUCACCAUGGCUUGAGCUGCCUAAACGAUGACUGGAGCUACCAUCAGGACGACCUAAGCUUCCUAAACGAUGACAUCAAACACAAUCUGUUCAGGCUAAAAUGUAUCGAGCAGAAAAAAAUAAAAACGGACCGCAUUGUGUAUAAAAAAAUAUUAAAGGACCUUUUGAAAAAAAAGGACAGCUUCGUGGCCAGCGACAUGGUAGAGUUCUUCUACAUACUUAUCUUUAAUGAUUUGUACCACCUGGACAUAUGCUCCAAUUUUUUUCUUCAUUUUUAUCAGCGGUGUGUGUACUCCAGGAGGUACCUGGAGGGCGUGCACGUGAAUAGUGUCGUCCACCUGAUCUUCGCGUUUUACGUGUUUGAAGGGUAUGGCUUUUUUUCGGGAGCAGCCAAUCGGGGCGUCCCGAAUUUGGGGGGCGUCACUCCAGGAGUCAAUUCGGGAGCCAAUUCGGGAGCCAGUUCGGGAGCCAGUUCGGGGGCCACUUCGGAAGCCAACACAGAUGCCUCUACCAAACGGUACCGCGAGUACCACCGUAACGAAGCGCACAUGAGCUUCCAUCUUUACACCCACCUCGCACCAUAUAUUCACACAAACAAGGAGCACAUAAACAAAAGUCAUCUGAUAAAGAUGUUGCUAGUCCUUUCUCAGUUCACGUCCAACUGGGCCGCCACGGCAUUAAUGCCAACUGCAGACACGGAAGCGGCAGAACAGAGAAGCGCCAUGAAACACGUGGGGAUAAAUUUAUUCCCCCUCAUCGAAUCCUUCGCAGAAAAAAUUGACAUAGCGAAAGAUAUAAAAAAGGUCUACUCACCAGAAGUGAUAAAUGAAAAAGAAAUGAAAAAAAAAAAAGGAAGAUACUUACACAUGAUUGAUAACUCGAGUAAAAAUUUUAUCUACAUUGACAACGAAUCAAAUGACAACAAAUUGAUAUGUCUCUUUUUUUUCAUCUUGUCAAAGUUGUUUUUUCCCGUUUGUUCGAACUUUCUGUUACACACGGAAGGCACUGUGGAAGGGAGUCCCCCUACGGGUGAACAGUCCCCUAAGCAGCCCUCCCAAGAGGAAACGCUCAUGUGUGAAAAAAAAAGCGGCGAUAGUACGAUGGAAGAAGAUACUCUUUUUUGCACAGAUGGGAAGACAACCCACAGGAGUUGCGAAAAAUUAAAAUUUACUCUCGUGGACAUGUUUAUGAGCCAUUACAGGCAAGUCGAAAUGCGCAAUCAUGUUUUUUAUCGAAACGUGGACACACAGAGGAGCGGCGUGGAAAACUACGAAACGUAUAAGAACAAUAUUUUGAGGGCCAUGCGGAAAUAUGUCUUCCUUGAUGAUAUUUACAGCUUGGGGGUGUACUACAAGAUGGUGUUUUUCAAGGCCAUUUACUCGCUUCAUUUUUUUCAGUUCUCGUUCUUGCGCCACUUGUACGAGAUUCACUCGUACGCGAUCAGCAGCGACGUGGACCAUUUGGACUACAGCGAGCGGUUGCAUUUUAGCGGCGAGUACAGCGACGAGGUGGACGGGGAGAUGGCCGAGCUGGACCGGGAGAGGGCCAAACCGCGUCACCCAGAAAAAACGUGCGCGCAGAAGCACCCCCAAAAGAGAUGCGACGAACGGGCAAAAAACAAAAUCGUGGAGCUCGCAAAAAGAGGGGACGUUUUCAACAAUGCGUACGUAAACCUACUGAACAAUAUUGAAAGCGACAUAAGAAAUUGCUCCCCAGAGGAAGCAUUAAACACACUGCUGCAAUUGCACCUGCUAAGAUCUCUAGACAACCACUUCGUGCUACCACUCAUUUCGAAGCUCUGCAACAGCACUGACAAGCUCCGAAAUGAACACAAAAAAAAAAUGAACGUAAUUAUCCUAUCUCUGCUAUCUUUCCUUUCGCCCCAUAUUGCUUCCAUCGAGUCAAUCCAAAAAGGGCCGCUUCGCGACGUGAACGUAUUUAAUCACGCGUACUGCAACAAUGAUGUUUAUGUGGGCCACCUGCAGAGGCUGCGAGACUUUGUGCAACUCCUACAUAAUAAACAGAUUUUUAAGAGGAAGAGGAAGGAGUUGCUCUCUUGGUCAAACUACAAGUGUGUGUAG
This is a messenger RNA of Plasmodium inui San Antonio 1, 2214 nucleotides long. RefSeq lists its product as hypothetical. The record is from RefSeq and is a predicted model, not a curated record. The coding region runs from base 1 to 2214 and encodes 737 amino acids. The transcript has a single exon. Lineage: Eukaryota; Apicomplexa; Aconoidasida; Haemosporida; Plasmodiidae.